AUGCAUGCAGCCGCAGAAAGGCCCCCAGGCAAUAACAGCCCAUUCUGUGAAGGAGUCAACCACCGCACGGCCAUCUGUCCCCCUCUCGGACUCCAGCUAACGGCUUUCUGGAUCACACAAACUUCAACCAUGGCUCCGAUACGCAGCAACACCAGCGGGAUGAAUGGAAGCGACAGCGAAAUACAGUCUGACAGGAAGAUGAGGAAACCUCUCUUGGAAAAGAAGAGAAGAGCUCGCAUUAAUGAAAGCUUACAAGAGCUCAGGGCCCUCAUCGCAGACUCGGACUUCCAGUCGAAGGUGGAGAAUGCUGAAGUUUUGGAGCUGACGGUGAAACAUGUGGAGAGCAUCCUGCAGAACCGAGCCCAAGAGGUGGACGCUCUGAACAGGGAGGCCAAGGAGCGUUUCGCCGCCGGCUACAUCCAGUGCAUGCAUGAUGUGCACACGUUUGUGUCCUGUUGCCCUGGAAUAGACCCCGCCAUUGCGUCUGAGCUGCUGAACCACCUCCUGGAGAGGAUGCCCCUUAGUGACGAGGAGCAUCUUGAUGAAAACAAGCCAGCCUGUAACAGCACUUGGCCCCUCCCUGAGAGUAUGUACACCACAGUGGUGUCCCCGGUCACUUCUAACACCUCCACUGAUGACCUCAGCUCCGACCCGGAUGAGACGGACUCGGAGCAAAACCAAGCUUCCUCCACGGAGGCGGUAGCUCGCCAGCAUGCAUCGUCUGGUGUAACUUCCUCACAGCCAAUGUGGAGACCUUGGUAAAGAAUUUUGAAGAGGCUUGUUUAAACUAGAUGAUUGUUGGUCAUUGUUAGAAUGUACUGACAGGCUUUACUUCACUACAAAACACACCUAAAAAGGCAACACUGUCUCUGACAGUGGUUCUCUUUUUUUUUUCUUUUUUUAAUUAUCACCUUGGUAAUUUCUCCACGCAUCACCCUCUUGUUUAGCUUUUUAACACAGUGACAGAACAGAACUUGGAUCUUUUGAACUUGCUGGGUUGCAUCAUGAACACAAAAUCCUUCUCAUUUAUUGGUAAUGCAUCUUUGGUUGACAAAUGUGUUUUAAAUACAUCCUCGAUUUUCACACGUAAGUUCAAAUUUAAAGUUGAAAGUUGAAAUCCCCAAUGGUAAAGUCAGUGGGCGCCUACAAUCUCCAACCUCACAGUCCAAUAUGGUUGCCCUGACAUUAAAUUUAGGAUGUUUGGCAACUUGAAUGUAAUUAAGCUAAGUCACACACAAUGUUGUACAAUCUUUUUUUAAUUAAUAUAUGGCAAUGUUUUUUUAAUGAAUAACAGCUAAUGUGCUUGCAUUUAGCUUAUAAACAAUUAUUUUUCUUUUUCUAUUUGAAAACCACUAUUGUCAGUCCAACUACCACUAGUCAUACAUGUACCACAGUUUGAAAACCAUAUGUCUAAGACUAUGACUCUUACACCGUUGUGUUGGUGAUUUUGAUGCUCCAUGUAAUUGCACUUCUAUUUAAUUGAAUCGUUGAUUCACAGAGUACUGUAUAAUGUCCAUUUGUGAAUAUUUCCUAUACCAGACUAAUUGCAGUUAGACAUGCAGGCUGAGUCUGGACUUCUAUUGCUAAAAUUAGCUUAUCAUUUAGCACAACAGCUAGCACUGGUUUUCUGACAUCCUACUCUAUCAAUACCUACUAAUUGUGUUGUGUACCAAUAAAUAUUUUCAGUUUAUUCCUAUUUAAUUAAUUGAAUAGGACUUCUUUUUGAAGCGAGAUGAGAUUUAUCAAUGAAACGAAAGAUAACAGAAAUGCUAGGGCAGCAUUUUCAGAGAAUUGCUCAAGCAAAGAUUAAACUCCGUAAUCAGGAAACUGUCAACCGGGAACGAUUGCUCUGGGCUUUCUAAGCAGCAUAAGCAAUGUCUGUGUUGAAACUGUUGGUGACAAAAAAAGCUGAAAACUUGUCAAGUGAUUUAGAAAUUGGCAUUUGACUGGUUUUGGGCAGAGGAGGAACCAAAUCCUCAGCAUCUCCAACAUAUUUUGAAAUGCACCUUUCAACCAGCUAUCUGGUGGAAAUGGUUCAUUAUAAAGGGAAAAAAACACUCAAGGAAUCAAGAUCCCUGUCCUGUUCUGUUCUGUUUUAAAAUUAUUUUAAUGUCAUUACUUUAACAUUUUAUUAAGUCUUUAAAAAAAAAAGAAGCUUGGGAGCCACUUUGGCUAAGACAUAAAGAAGCUCUUUGUAAAAUGUAUCAAAGCUGCAGUUGAAGUAUUUAAUGUUGUAAGAUAUGAUAAUAAUAGUUGCAGAGAUCACUGAUGUGUACAUUAUGCAUUUAAAAGUCUAUAGGUUUACCUUAAUAAGGUGGUGGAUGCAUUUGUAAAUAUGUACUUAUUAACAUUUAGUUGUUCCUCUCCGGAUACAUUGUUAGUUAAAUUAUUUCCGAUUUAGAAAGUCGAGGACUGCUUAUUUAUAGUGCAUUAGUAAGCUACCUUAUCCAGUUUAAACCUUCCAAUAAAAAACUUUUUUUAAACAAA
This is a messenger RNA of Poeciliopsis prolifica (blackstripe livebearer), 2487 nucleotides long. RefSeq names its product hes family bHLH transcription factor 6 (gene hes6). Gene Ontology annotation, molecular function: protein dimerization activity; RNA polymerase II cis-regulatory region sequence-specific DNA binding; DNA-binding transcription factor activity, RNA polymerase II-specific. Lineage: Eukaryota; Metazoa; Chordata; Actinopteri; Cyprinodontiformes; Poeciliidae. The record is from RefSeq and is a predicted model, not a curated record. Gene Ontology annotation, biological process: regulation of neurogenesis; regulation of transcription by RNA polymerase II; anterior/posterior pattern specification. Gene Ontology annotation, cellular component: nucleus.